AUGUCAGACAGCGAAGAGAAUGCAAAGACGAUCACUGUGACAGUAAAAACGCCCAAAGAAAAGCAAACAGUCGAAGUGCAAGAAAACGCUACCAUUAGUGAAUUUAAAGAUGUGGUGGCAAAACAGUUUAAUGCAACACCAUCACAAUUAUGUUUGAUAUUUGCUGGUAAAAUCAUGAAAGAUCAUGAUACAUUAGCAACUCAUAAUAUUAAAGAUGGGCUAACAGUACAUUUAGUUAUCAAGACAAAUGCUCCACAAAACAACACAACAACUUCUUCAUCUACAAAUACAGGAUCGGCUCAACCACCAAGACCUCCUGCUGAUAUUAAUGCUUCGCCGUUUAAUUUGGGUAUGCUGGGUGGCUUACCUGGUAUGGAAGCCUUGGGAUUCACUUCGGCUAAUUUUAUGGAAUUGCAACAGCGUAUGCAACGUGAAUUAAUUGACAAUCCUGAUAUGCUAAGGAAUUUGGUUGACAGUCCGAUGGUUCAACAAAUGAUGAGUGAUCCUGCACAUAUGAGGCAGUUGAUUUUAGCCAAUCCACAAAUGCAACAAUUAGUUGAGAGACAUCCUGAAAUUAAUCACAUGUUAAACAAUCCUGAAAUGUUACGGCAAACAAUGGAGAUGGCUCGGAAUCCAUCAAUGUUGCAAGAACUGAUGCGUACGCAAGAUAGAGCUUUAUCAAAUUUGGAAUCAAUACCUGGUGGUUUUAGUGCUUUACAAAGAAUGUAUAGAGACGUUCAAGAACCAUUUAUGAAUGCAGCUACUGAAGAAUUUAGCCGAAAUACAUUUGCGACUCCAAGUGAAAGUGGUGGCGAACAAAAUCCUCAACAAGGACAAGAAAAUCGUGAUCCUUUGCCAAAUCCUUGGGGUGGCUCUACUGGAACAAACCAAUCUGAUCCUUCUAAUGGAAGAGCAGCACCAACAUCAGGUAAUCUACCAACUGGGGGAACUGGAGGUACCAUGUUUAAUGGUGAUACAAUGAACUCUAUGAUGCAACAAAUGAUUGAAAAUCCACAAGUUAUGCAAAGCAUUAUGAAUACUCCAUAUUUCCAAUCAACUCUGCAGGCAAUGACUAGUAACCCUAAUAUGGCUAACAACUUGUUAAGUAACAAUCCAUUGCUUGCUAAUAAUCCAGAACUUCAGUCUCAAUUCCGUAGUAUGAUGCCAGCUUUCCUACAACAGAUGUCAAACCCUGCAGUUCAAGACAUGUCCACUAAUCCAAAUGUGUUAUCUGCUCUUGAUCAAAUACAAAGAGGCCUUGAAGCACUACGUACUAACAUGCCAAAUAUUGGUGGAUCAUUGGGUGGCCAGUCUUUUUUUCCAACACCAAAUGCCAAUCCAACUACUAAUGCUGAUUCAACUGUAACUAGUGAUAUGCCAUCAACUGAAGGUCAAGAUAAUAAUUUUGCUGAACUCAUGAGAAGAAUGCUAUCACAAGUGCCAAAUAACAGUAAUCCAGUGGCAAAUACUCAGCCGCCAGAAGAAAGAUACAGUUCUCAAUUGGAACAAUUGUCUGCAAUGGGAUUUGUCAAUCGAGAUGCUAAUUUACAAGCAUUAAUUGCAACAUUUGGAGAUAUAAAUGCCGCUGUUGAACGGCUACUUACUAGUGGGCAAUUGUCUACUUAA
This is a messenger RNA of Macrosiphum euphorbiae (potato aphid), 1626 nucleotides long. Lineage: Eukaryota; Metazoa; Arthropoda; Insecta; Hemiptera; Aphididae. The record is from the annotation of a GenBank genome assembly.